Panonychus citri (citrus red mite) is the source of this 1424-nucleotide messenger RNA. Its product is annotated as histidine-rich glycoprotein-like. The record is from RefSeq and is a predicted model, not a curated record. The transcript is spliced from 6 exons. NCBI's taxonomy places the organism in Eukaryota, Metazoa, Arthropoda, Arachnida, Trombidiformes, Tetranychidae. Bases 684 to 1424 code for a protein of 246 amino acids.
AUCUUUUAAAAUUAAAUGGUAACAAUUUAAAUUGUUGGAGAAAAAAGUUACAAUUGAAACGAUUUGAACUGAUAAUCAAAAGUAAGAUUCAAGUUGAAAGGUCAAUUUGAAGGUUAAUUAUAAUUAACCUUUAAUGAUGAAAAGGAAAACGGGAGUAAAUUAAGAUGAUUUGAUUGUUGGAGUCUUUUUUUUUCUUGAAUUUUAAUCAUUAACAAUUAAUGAGGUUCGAUGAUUUUGAUCUCAAUCUAAUUGAACAAUUUAAAAAACAACAAUGAUCAAAGUGCUAAUCAUUAAUCAACCAUCAACACCUUUUCAAUUAAAAUGCUUAACCUCUGAUUAUUUUCAAUCUAAACAACAAUAAACAAUUAACACAAAAGAUGAAAACAAUUAAGAAACCCAAUUGAAUGACAAUUAGUUAAUUCACAAUUAAAUGUUGGUGUCACCAAAAAACUCCGAUUGGGAUGAAAGCCAAAUAUUUGCCAUAUAAAUUAACCGAUAGCAAACUGAUUUGUUUUCAUUAAUUAAAGUUCUGUUGGUUGGUUAAGGUUGAUUGUGAGUUUUUAAUCAACUACUAAUCAUGGAUGAUUAUUAAAUUGUAAUAAAAUAAGUUAAAUUGUAUAUUUAAGACUGUGAUUAAAACUUAUUAGUGAGAAAACCGUAAAUCUUUCAUCAAACAAUCAGUCAUGAGUUUCCCAUGGAUUAAGUUGUUUACUUUAAUUGUUGUUGCUCUUAGUUUAUUUCAAGUUAAUUAUGUUAAUUGUAAACCAGUUGACAAAAAGUCGAGUGAUUCUCUAGUGAUUAAACACGAACAAUUAAAACCAAGUGGCUUAAAUUCAGUUAUUCAAACAGAGAAAGAUUUGGAAGCUGCUGCUGAUCAUUGGCAUAAACAUCAUGUUGCUCAUCAUGAUGACCACAAGGAUGACCAUAAGGAUGACCACAAGGAUCAUAAGCCUCACCAUAAAGAGGACCAUUGGCAUGAACAUGGUGAACACUGGAAAAAGGGUCAUCAUUCACAUCAUGAUAAAGGUCAUCAUGACGAGGAAUCAGGUGAUAAACAUGGCCACAAGAAACACCAUAAAUAUGACAGAGAUCAUCAUGAUCACCAUUACAAGGAGAAACAUGGACAUCAUAGGGAACAAGAAGACGAACAUGAAGGUCAUCAUCGAGAUCACGGUCAUCGAGAGAAAGAGGAUUGGGACCAUAAGAAAGAGGGUGGACACGAAAGAUCUUGGCACUGGGACAAUGGAUUCGGCGCUAAGAAAGAUUGGCAUCAUCAUGGAGGUGAUUGGAAAGAAAGAGAUCAUCAUGGAGAGAAGAAGAAGUGGCACGAAGAAGAACAUGCGGUCAAACAUGACGAAGACCAUGGAGCUAAACACGAGCACGAUAAGUACCAUCAUCGCCAUCAUCAUGAUCAUGUAAGUUAA